Messenger RNA from Quercus robur (English oak), 1475 nucleotides. Its product is annotated as UDP-glucuronic acid decarboxylase 6-like. Gene Ontology annotation, molecular function: UDP-glucuronate decarboxylase activity; NAD+ binding. The transcript is spliced from 13 exons. Lineage: Eukaryota; Viridiplantae; Streptophyta; Magnoliopsida; Fagales; Fagaceae. The record is from RefSeq and is a predicted model, not a curated record. Gene Ontology annotation, biological process: D-xylose metabolic process. Gene Ontology annotation, cellular component: cytoplasm. Bases 176 to 1216 code for a protein of 346 amino acids.
UAAAUUUUAUUUAUUGUUUUUUUUUUUUUUUAAAAGCAAACUUUUUUUGGUGCUGUUCAAUUCCAUUUUGUUUAUAAAGCUUUCAUCUUUCACUUGCACACAUCAAAAACUCAAUCAGUGUUGAGAAAAUUUUCACAACUCAUAUUCAGGCGUUCAAGAAGGGAUCUGAUAGCAAAUGGCUAAGGAAGCUUCAAACGGAGACACUAAUGCAGCUUCCAAACCACCCCCAUCCCCAUCACCCUUAAGAAAUUCCAAAUUCUUUCAGUCCAAUAUGAGGAUUUUGAUCACUGGAGGAGCUGGAUUCAUUGGUUCUCACCUUGUGGACAGGUUGAUGGAAAACGAAAAGAAUGAGGUGAUUGUUGCGGAUAACUACUUCACUGGCUCAAAGGACAACCUAAAAAAAUGGAUUGGUCACCCAAGAUUUGAGCUUAUUCGUCAUGAUGUCACUGAGCCAUUGCUGGUGGAGGUGGACCAAAUUUAUCAUCUUGCUUGCCCUGCUUCUCCCAUCUUCUACAAAUACAAUCCUGUGAAGACAAUAAAAACAAAUGUGAUUGGUACAUUGAAUAUGCUGGGACUUGCAAAGCGAGUGGGAGCAAGGAUUUUGCUUACAUCAACUUCAGAGGUGUAUGGAGAUCCUCUUGUGCAUCCCCAGGACGAAAGUUAUUGGGGAAAUGUUAACCCAAUUGGGGUUAGGAGUUGCUAUGAUGAGGGAAAGCGAGUAGCUGAAACUUUGAUGUUUGAUUAUCAUAGGCAGCAUGGGAUUGAGAUUAGGAUUGCUAGGAUUUUCAACACCUAUGGACCUCGCAUGAAUAUUGAUGAUGGGCGUGUUGUCAGCAAUUUCAUUGCUCAAGCAAUCCGUGGUGAGCCCUUGACUGUUCAAGCGCCUGGAACCCAGACAAGGAGUUUCUGUUAUGUCUCUGACAUGGUUGAUGGCCUUAUUCGACUCAUGGGAGGAGAGCACACUGGGCCCAUCAAUAUAGGGAAUCCAGGUGAAUUUACCAUGGUUGAACUUGCAGAGACUGUUAAGGAGCUUAUCAAUCCUGAGGUGGAGAUCGCAAUGGUGGAGAACACCCCCGAUGAUCCUCGCCAGAGGAAGCCAAUUAUCACAAAAGCAAAGGAACUGCUAGGAUGGGAACCAACAGUCAAGCUGCGCGAUGGCCUUCCCCUCAUGGAGGAUGAUUUCAGGACUAGGCUUGGAGUCCCCCGAAAGAAGUAAAAGUACAUUUUAUAGCAAUGAACUGCAAGGAUGCAGGCACGCUGUGUGCAUUCAUUUCCCGGUUUACAUCAGCACAAGAGUUUGAGAAAUGCUUGAAACCGGCAUUUUACUUUGGUGCACUAUAUGUUCUUUAUUCCUAUAUAUGUGAAUUGGUAUUGGCUCUUAUUUUUGUAAUGAAGUUUUACUCAUAACCAGGAAAUUCUUUACCUGGGCAUUUUUUACGGUAUUUGAAUAAAAUAUUUAGGAAGAAUAUUUUUUA